UCUUAGGAUGCCAUCCCACUGACAUGCUUUGGAAAUGUUUUGCUGACUGGGAGGAUAAAAAAAUGUGUUUUGCUGGUGAUGGGAUGGGAACUGCCUUUUUCUCAAGAGAUGUAGUGCAAACAACAAGAAUGUUCUCUAGAAAUGUAGCAGUAGCAACGAGCAAUUUCUUCGGCCGUGCAGUCAUACUGGGGGGAUGGCAAUGACAAGGUGGCUGUAUCUGUGUUGGAAUUGAGUUAGAACUCUGCCUUGGCUUGGUUAACUGGCGUAUGCGUGGUGGCUUGAUUGAUGGUUGGGAGGAUUUUGUUAAAAAGUUCCAAAUACGAUUUGCUCCGCUACAUGAUUUGAAUUAUGUUUGUUUUGAGAAGACAUCAGAGAAGUCUAGAGACACGUUUGCCCACAUGGUGGAAAACGCCAACACACUCCUCGCCCCGACUGUGGAGGACACAAAUGAACUAAAGGAAUCAAGCGAGGAAUCUUUCAUCAAGGAGGACAAUGAUAGCGGGUCUGACAUCAUUGGCGAUGAUGGUGGUGCUCUUGAGGAAGAUUAUGUUGGGAUGACAAUUGUAGGGUAUGAAGUUCUAGCAAGUAUCGAGAAGGUGGCAGAUGCAGAUAAGAAGCAAGUGGACAACCUCAUUUCAUUUGAUGACACCAUUAAAUUGUUUGACCUUGUAGAUGUGGUCAAGACGGAGCACCUGGUUUCACCGAGAGCAACUACAUAUGCUAUGCGCCCCGUCUCCUUUUUUCUCCACUUUUCUACAAGAGCCAAGCUGGUUGAAGAUUCAAAGAGUGGACUGCUCCUUUGGUUUAACAUUCUGUCUCUGGUCCUAAAGCACGAGUGGGAGCCUCCACCUUGAGGACAAGGUGGUUUUUAAGGGGAUGGGAAUAAUACAGAUAGUUAAUU
Cuscuta campestris is the source of this 901-nucleotide messenger RNA. The record is from the annotation of a GenBank genome assembly. NCBI's taxonomy places the organism in Eukaryota, Viridiplantae, Streptophyta, Magnoliopsida, Solanales, Convolvulaceae.